AAUAUCAGAUUUUUUCUUCUUCUAAAUCUGAGAGUUCUCUUACAGAUUAUAGCUCGUGUAAUCUUCAUUUUCUUUCGAGAUAUAUAAGAGUUAUGGCAGCUUUAGCCCUUAAACAAGAGCUAGAUCGUUUCUUGGCUAAGAAAUACGAGGAGAAAAUUUUGGAUACACAAUUUGAACAGCUUCAGAGAAUACAAGAAGCUGAUAACCCAGGGUUUGUCACGGAUAUGCUGCAAUUGUUCAUUGAUGAAAUUGAAAAGCAAAUAUUAGAAAAUAUAGACCCAAGAAAGUUAGAAGAACUUAAGAAGAUUCCAAGAGUUAGUGACUUGGAAUCACAGACAAUCCAAAAAGUUGAAUCCUACAUUCACCGUCUUAAAGGAAGCAGCGUGAGUGUUGGAUCUUACCAAAUCACGCUAGCUUGUAAUGAAUUCCGCCAGGCUAGUGAACAAAAUGACAUGGCUGGGCGUCAAAAGGCGUUGACAAAGAUCGUCCAUGAGUUCUACCGCGUAAAAGAUGUUUUCAAGAAAAUCAUUGAGCUAGAGGAGAAGAUCUGCAAAUUGUCUUCGGCUCCUCGACAAGAUGAAACAUCAAUGUACUUUACGUCGUCUUUCGGAAACAACUAGUUAAACAUUUAGUCAAUGUUCUUUGCCAGUCAUAUGUAAAAUGUUGAAUCUUUACUUCUAAGUAGUGACAAUUUAUCAAGUUGUUUAAUAAUCAAUAGAAAGAAAAUGCAUGAGUCCGUCAGCCGGUGACUUUUCUUGCU
Molecule: messenger RNA, 760 nt
Organism: Papaver somniferum (opium poppy)
Lineage: Eukaryota; Viridiplantae; Streptophyta; Magnoliopsida; Ranunculales; Papaveraceae
Product: histidine-containing phosphotransfer protein 2-like
Exons: 6
Coding region: 93-620 (175 amino acids)
Biological process (GO): phosphorelay signal transduction system; cytokinin-activated signaling pathway; phosphorylation
Cellular component (GO): nucleus; cytoplasm
Molecular function (GO): histidine phosphotransfer kinase activity; protein histidine kinase binding
Source: RefSeq, a predicted model, not a curated record